Molecule: messenger RNA, 926 nt
Organism: Phaeodactylum tricornutum CCAP 1055/1
Lineage: Eukaryota; Bacillariophyta; Bacillariophyceae; Surirellales; Neidiaceae
Exons: 3
Coding region: 62-844 (260 amino acids)
Biological process (GO): cell redox homeostasis
Cellular component (GO): cytosol; mitochondrion
Molecular function (GO): oxidoreductase activity; antioxidant activity
Source: RefSeq, a predicted model, not a curated record
CUCGAGUACCCAAUUCGGUUCCGGCACGAUCCAUCCGACACCGACGCGGUUCCCAAGCACCAUGGAUACUCUGUCGACGGGCACCCCUGCCUAUAUGGCCUUGUACCCGACGCAAUCGACUGAUGGAGUUUUGCGACUGGGGAAUAUCGUCCCCGAUUUUCGGGCGGAUACGACGCACGGGGAAAUGGCGUCCUUUCACGAGUGGAAAAAGGGCAAGUGGGCCAUUCUGUUUUCGCAUCCGGCUGACUUUACCCCCGUUUGCACCACCGAAAUUGGACGCCUCGCGCUCAAGUACGACGAUUUGCAACGUAUGGACUGUCUCGUGGCGACCUUGUCCGUGGAUCCGGUCAAAUCGCACCAAGAAUGGCUCCAGGAUGUCGUCGCCCACUGUGAAAACGAAAUUGAAGUCAAGUUUCCGAUUAUCGGUGACGCCGACCGUUCCAUUUCCACCGCAUUUGGCAUGUUGGAUGCGGGCAACUCGGACGAGCAGGAACUGCCCUUGACGAUUCGGGCCGUCUUUAUCAUCAAUCCGGAAAACAAGCUCAUGUUGAGUUUGAAUUACCCGGCCUGCGUCGGCCGCAACAUGGACGAAAUAUUCCGGUGUGUCCAGGCCCUCCAGUUGUCGUACGAAAAGUCCAUCGCGACGCCGGCCAAUUGGCCCCACAAUCACUCGGACAUCCCCAUGCCGGACGGGAGCCGCUCAGGCGACUUUGCCGGUUCCGUCUUUUUGUUGCCCAUCGUGAGUGCGGAAGAGGCCGACGCUCGAUAUCCCGGAUACCACACCUGUGAUGUGCCGAGCAAAAUUCCCUAUUUGCGUCUCGUCAAGAAAGAGCAAGUCCAGUAAAAAGCGCAUCCUCGCCGUUGGGUCAAGUAUUCACAGACACUUCUUAUAAAUAACGUAUCGAUAACACGGAUCCGUCUUCUUU